UAAUGUUGACAAGCGGCGGCUCCUGAAGUCAGAUGCUGCUGUCAGAUAUUUUCUAAUCAUGUUCUGAAGUUUAUUUAACGUUUUUCUCUGUUUUGUUUGUUUCCAUGCUGCCUGAAUGCUCAAGUAAAAAAACGCUAAUUAAACGACGUCCUGACAAACAACGGAUAUUGAAGUGGAAGAUAAUAAUUGUGCAAUUUAAUGUCAAAAUAAUCAAUAAUUCAUGACGUAAACCGUGUGGACGCGAUAUGCGGAUUAUUUACUAGUUUGGACGGUUUUCCAUUGAAAGAAGGUGAUGUCAAAGCCAAUAGUCACACUGGAGGACGAGGAGAAGACAUGCCCUGCUACUGGUGCAAACUCAGAGAUAGCAGAGAGUUCACCUAACAUGAACUGCAAUGACCUCCCACACUCCAUACCCGAUCGAUUGAAUUUGGAGCCAUCCAUCAUCGCCAGAGAGAUAAGCCCCUCCCCGUCUAAUAAUGGAACAAGCCUUCUGUCAUUGCCAUGGGAGAUAGUUACCCAGAUAGCCUCUCACCUCCCUGCUCAAUGUGUCAUUAAUGUGCUACCACAGGUAUGUCAGGCAUUGGGAAGGAUUGGCGAGGACCACCUGGUGUGGCAACUUCGGGCUCACAAACUCUCCGGCCGACAGACCUCUUUUCCUGUGGGACCAAAGGAUGACUUUGAUUGGUCAAAGGCCUGUUUGGAGAUGGAACAGCUGAUUGGUUUAUGGACAACGCAAGAGGACCACACAGAUAGACAAGAACAGAGAGAAGUUCCUGACGAUUUGGCACCAGGGGCAGCUGGUGAAGUGGAUGGUGAAGUACAAGCUGCCGGAGAGAAUCCGGCUGAGAUGCAGAUGGAUGUGGAGUUAAAUUGUGCUGCAGAAGUCGGGGACGAAAAUAUGGCAGUUAGUUCUCAGAAUGACCCUCAGGGGAUGGAAGCUGACCCUACAACCUUCUCUAGCUCUUCUUCACCAUUGGAGCACAUCGUACUUCCUUCUGGCCACAUUGCAGAUGUGAAUUGUGUCCUGCUGCUGGGUGGAGAGGGGGCGCUGUGUGCCUCCGGCUCCCGGGACAGAAACGUGAACCUCUGGGAUCUUCGGCAGGGCUCCAGAGGCAUGUUAGUGCGUACACUAAGUGACAGUGGUUUUAUUAGCACCCACAGGGGUUGGGUGUGGUGCCUGGCAUCGAGUGGACCUCUGUUGGCGUCAGGAUCGCUUGACAGCACCAUCAGGCUGUGGGAUCUUGCAGCGGGAGGGGCUGCGCGAGGUCUCAUCCGAUGCAAAGCUGCUGUAUUGUGUCUGUCCUGUGAGGGAGACACUGUGCUGGCUGGAUCACAUGAUCAGAAAAUAAGCAUCUAUGACACCCGAUCUGCAGAGCCAUUGGUCAAGAGUCUUCGACUCCAUAGUGAUGCGGUGUUGUGCCUGGCGUCUGAUGACCAGUUUAUAUUAUCUGGAAGUAAAGAUCAAACCGUUGCUCUGUAUGACCGAAGGGCAGGAAAACUUCUGCAGAAAGUUAAGCUUAGCUCCUACCUACUGUCGAUGUCCUACAGCGGUCGAGAGGUGUGGGGCGGAGAUAACCGAGGACUCGUCCACACCCUUUCCUUGCACAACAACUCCCUGACACCCGUAUCCCAAUUCAACAUCCACAGCGCGAUGGUCACGGGCAUCCAUUAUUCUCACGGUACUCUCUACACAUGCUCCUCUGACCGGACUGUCAAGGUCCACCUCCCAUCUGCCCCACCCAAAACACUGCGUACACUUCGCCAUCAGGUGGGGGUAAACAGGUUGAGUGUUGAAGCAGAAACACUGGCUAUCGCUUCUGUUGACAUGAACGUUGAAGUUUGGAGGCCCAGGUGCUGAAUCACAUUAUAAAAUGGCCACGUUUAUGAUGAACAACAUUGGACAGUGAUGUCAUACACAUGAUGUUAUUACAUUUUCUAUAUACUUGGAUUUUUUUGUUGUUGAUGAAAUCUGAUAUUUCUUUGUUUCCAGAAUAUUGCUAAAAGUACACUGUACCUUAUUACACAGGAAAUCCACAACUGGUUUUAUUUCAAGUUAGAGAUGGUUGAGUUAAGUUUGUGUGAUUACAAAAUCUUUAUUUAAAGGAUUCAACAAUACUAUGACUGAAUUUUGUGGCUAAUUACAACAGACUGAACACACACAGUGACAAACUACAUACAUCUGAACCACAUCUACGGUUGAAAACAUAAAAUUUGUUUUUUAUUUGUGAAGAAUCUUUGUAAAAUAUGACCGUUCUCUUCUGUCGGGGUUAAUGUUACUUUGAAUUGCACUACAAGUAUUGAAUGUAAACUGUAUGCUCACAUGAAAUACCAAAUAGAAAUGUUUUUAUUUGUUGUUUAUUUACUGCAGAGACAGUGUUGUUGCUCUGAGCAUCUUAAAGUCAAAUUGUUCUUAAAACUUUAUGAAUGUAAGUCUGUUCAUUCAGUUGUUUUUAUUACUCAUCAUGAUAAACAAAACAACAUGAACACUGAAGUGCUUCUUAUUGGCCGGGCUUGUUGACGGUGAAUGAAGUUUGGAUCACUGACAGCGGUUGUUGAUCACAGAAGCACACAUGUCUUCUUGUCUUUGAAGGGGUUAGAGGAUGCAGCGAUUCCUGUAAGCAGUGGAUCAGCUCUCCUGUGUUCCUGACAGUACUGAACCAGCUGCUCCGCUGCUGCCGAAAUCUGACAGAAACGGCACAAAAUCUUCACUCUUAUCCUUAUAAAAGCAGUUGACAUUGUGACUUCAGUGCUACAGCAAACCCAUUUGAUUUUUUCAUUGCUUUAUAACGGUUGUACACGGUUUCUAUGACAUUACAAAAAUGUUUUUGUGUUGAAGUUGAAAUGUUAAACCUGUUUUCUUUAUAUUUUUAUUGUAGAGCAGCAAAACAAAUAUUAAAAAUAAUUUCAGAGCAUUAUGGUGGUAGAACUAUUCAGAUUGCCAUGCAAAAGUCAAUUUGAUUUGAAUAAAAGCAUCUGCCAAAGGCAUACAUGUAAAUAAAAAACAUAUAAAUAUAAUAAGUACUACUGUGUUCAAUUGAAGCUAACUACAGUUU
Triplophysa dalaica is the source of this 3053-nucleotide messenger RNA. It is a transcript of the gene fbxw9, whose product is annotated as F-box and WD repeat domain containing 9. Bases 293 to 1858 code for a protein of 521 amino acids. NCBI's taxonomy places the organism in Eukaryota, Metazoa, Chordata, Actinopteri, Cypriniformes, Nemacheilidae. Gene Ontology annotation, molecular function: ubiquitin binding. Gene Ontology annotation, cellular component: cytoplasm; nucleus. The record is from RefSeq and is a predicted model, not a curated record. Gene Ontology annotation, biological process: proteasome-mediated ubiquitin-dependent protein catabolic process; ubiquitin recycling. The transcript has 8 exons.